AUGGCACGUGCGGCAGAGGACUUGUCUUAUGAGGACCUGCAGAAGACGGUAGACCCUAUGGUCUGCAGGCCGGUGACGUCUCCAGCAAUCCUGCACUUGCCUGCAGGCAUCUUCACACCAAUGACUCUUCCGCUUCAGGAGAUGGGUCCUUCGGAUAACCCCUCCAUCCAUGUGUUCGAUGUGAUCCCUAGCCACGCAGAAACCAUCGACUUCCGUGACCUGGAAGCGAAGUACAAGUUAGCCGUACUCAACCUCGACCUGAGUCUUCUUCCCGCACCGUUUUGUCCACGACAGUCUGUCCCAAAGGAUACCAAAUUGCAGAUCUUCAUCGUUCCCACUUCGGAUGAGAAACACUACAUCAUCAAGCAUUUCGUCUUCGCCAGCAAGUGCAAAGCCUGCUUCUUCUUGGCCUCCGUAUACGGCAAGGCUCACAUCUACAGAUGGCGGGCGGCAAAUCCCAAGGUAGGCAAAAAGAUCCUCCAAUACACCCUUGAGAACUUGGGGUGCUAUCAAUUCAAAGUCUUUGACCUCCAAACCUUCUCUGCCGCGAAGAAUACCAAUACCCGCUUUGAGGACAAGACGGACGAGGAGGUGGAUGCGGGGUUUGACUACAUUGCCACGGAAGGCCCUCGUUCCUCUAGCGAAAUGCAACAGUUGAGGUGGAUGAUGAAAGCAAUCAAGAAUACAAGCUCUCCAAUCUUCAACUGGCCGAACAGUCUCGUUGAGAAAGCCCUUCGCAAUCUCGCUACUGACGGAGCCUUGGCUAAAAAGAUUGAGGAGUGGCCUAUUCCAUUCACGAGCACCUUCUACCAUACUUGGGUUCUGGACAUCUUCGAAAAGGUGUGGGAUUUCGAUACCUCUGCCCUGGUACUUCUCGGUGAAGCUGGAGCUGGGAAGUCGCCUUUGGGGCGCAGUGUCUUGAUGGCUCAGGUGCGACACAAUCAGAUCCGCUUCAGCAGUCGCCAAAAACCUUGCAUCAGAUGUACCCCUGAAAUCGAUUUCCUUCGUGGUGAGCAGGGACAUGUCGCCAUGGGGGAUUUCUUGGACGACACGACCAUCAAGUGGCUCUCAAACAAGAUGUUGAAGUCCUUGCUGGACGUGGGUCUAUAUGAGGCCAUGUCAUGGGCACGCUGGGGUGCUGUGAAAUGGGUACAGAAUCAGCCUCGAGCCGUCGCUGACAAUACUUUCGAUGAGGACUACAAGGUCAAAACAGAGAGCUUCUUGCCCAGUGUCCCCCACGAGGAGUUCUCCAAUAUCAUCAAGCCUGCAUUCGGUCCUGACAUCACCAAAGCCCACAUGAAUGCAAUCUUCAAGCGAAGCGUCUUCGUGGUAAACACAGACACGCACAUCUACUACAGAAAGGCUCGCAUCAAUCAAGAUCGCAUUCCUCGUAUCGAAAUUCCAAAUGCGGAGUAUAUGACGGAUGCGGGCAAAGCCUUGUACGGUGUCUUCAAGGAUGGUGGUCGUCUUCUACCUCCCGACUUCAACGCCCAGGUGCGUCGGGAGCAGGAAUGGGUGUCGAAACUUGUUGAGAAACGCCAACAGGAGCGCCGUCCAGACCAUCAGAAACGCUUGCAAGUUCGUGAGGCUCUGUUCGGCCGCGAACCUACCUCAUCGGAGCCUCUCCACCGGCGCAUCAAGAGGGAACAAGCGGGGGCUCACGCAGAAGCGGUGAGCAAGAAGGCUAGGACAUGGGCCACGGAGCUGAAAGCUUCCAAGUCCGUCAUCGACCUGGACACGCCGCCACGCCGUUCUUCUGAGCCGGCAAGGCUUGUGCAUGUUCCCAACCCAGAUUUCGCAAACGACUCCGAGGAGAUGGACGUGGUGUCGGAGGAAGAGAAUGAUCCGCUGGGUUUGGGCAUGCACAUGGCAACGAACAGCUUCGCAUCGGCGACUUGCCUUGACAGUGAAACGCUUACACUGGUGCGGUCGCAGGCCUCACGAUGCAAUAGCUGUGGUAGUGCACUUCGUCACAACUUCGUCUGGUUGGGUGGCCAGAAGAUCAACUGUAUGACCUUUCACCAGAUGCAGAGAGCAGGUGUCUACUUCGUGACCCAGAAGACGUGCUUCACCAUGAAGUACCUGCAUCUGUGCUACCUCCGCCUACUCCGUGCCAAGACCUCCCCUGGACAAGAAGCCGCUGUUCGUCUCCUGGCAGAUUCGCACCACCCGCUACAGUUUUGGCAAGAACAUUCCUUGCGCGAUAAUCUCCUGCACGCCCUCGAGGGCUUCGCCGUGGCCAAGAAUGAGCCGGAUAAGGUCAUAGAGUUUAACCUUGAGUACCCCGCGAAGUCCAUCGUGAACAUGUCCGGUGCGUCGUCCCACGUCCAUGUCUUCGAGCCGCCCACGUCCGUUACCGCGGUCUGCUGCGACGGCAACUUCGGAGUUCAUCGUGCUCUGCUUUCAGGAGUGGACCCUCCCAGGUCUGUGAGACUGAAAGGCAAGCCACGCAAGCUCAUUGGUGAUUUCACACGCACAUGCUCCUGCAAACAGAAGGACGCUGUACGUCAGGUGCUACCCGAUCGGACUGCUGGAUGGCAAUUUGUCUUGGACCCUUCCUCUCAACGUCUUCUUGGGGCUUGCGAACAUCUCGUAAAUGAACGGUCGUCCGACAAAGUUCGACUCCUGCAAGCCGUCCUCGAUAUGCCAAACAUGAAGGUUGACUUCAUUAUCCAUGAUGAUGCCUGCCACUUGGAGGAGUCCGUUGUAGCUUUCUUCGUACUCGCGAUGCCGUACUCGGUGGUGUCCGUUUCAGGCCACAUGUCCCGCAAGGGUGGUGGCAAGUUCACCCUGGACUUGGGUGUGAGCGCUGCGGACUCAACCCCGGACCGCGAACCUCCGGCAGCUAAGACGUUGCACCAGCAGCUGCAGGAUGGAAGCCUCCCGGCACAUCCGUCCAAAGCGGCUAUGACUGUUCGUAAUCUACAGACCCAGAUCGCUAACAUCAAGCGCAGCGUGGGUUUGGGGUCGAAUAGCUGGUCCGAUGAAGCUGAGGAGGCCCUUAAGACUUGGCUACGUCGCCCUAAACUGUCUUCGGCUUCUUCCUCCAUUUCCGGGGACCGCGACAGUGGGUCAAGUCUCAAACGUAAGAUGCUCGUGAUGGCCCAGACGAUCGACGACCUCGAAGGCGUAGUGGCUCGCGCCCAGUGGGAUGCAGAAAAGCACGAAGAGACCGUGACUGAGCUCAAGAAGCUCAAGGCUAUUCUCAAAGAGAACGGCCUUCAGCAUCUGUAUGAGGAAGCCUCAUGA
This is a messenger RNA of Symbiodinium sp. CCMP2592, 3249 nucleotides long. The record is from the annotation of a GenBank genome assembly. Lineage: Eukaryota; Dinophyceae; Suessiales; Symbiodiniaceae.